CCCCCUCUCCUCUCCUCCUCCUCUUUUUUAGAAGCAGCGAUCGGAGAUGGAUGUCUCUCUUUGCCCAGCCAAGUGUAGUUUCUGGCGGAUUUUCUUGCUGGGAAGCGUCUGGCUGGACUAUGUGGGCUCCGUGCUGGCUUGCCCUGCAAAUUGUGUCUGCAGCAAGACUGAGAUCAAUUGCCGGCGGCCGGACGAUGGGAACCUCUUCCCCCUCCUGGAAGGGCAGGAUUCAGGGAACAGCAAUGGGAACGCCAGCAUCAACAUCACGGACAUCUCAAGGAAUAUCACUUCCAUACACAUAGAGAACUGGCGCAGCCUGCACACACUCAAUGCUGUGGACAUGGAGCUCUACACUGGACUCCAAAAGCUGACCAUCAAGAAUUCAGGACUCCGGAGCAUCCAGCCCAGGGCCUUUGCCAAGAACCCCCACUUGCGCUAUAUAAACCUGUCGAGCAACCGCCUCACCACACUCUCGUGGCAGCUCUUCCAGACGCUGAGUCUUCGGGAACUGAGACUGGAGCAGAACUUCUUCAACUGCAGCUGCGACAUCCGCUGGAUGCAGCUGUGGCAGGAGCAGGGGGAGGCCAGGCUCAACAGCCAGAAUCUCUACUGCAUCAACGCCGACGGCUCCCAGCUCCCCCUCUUCCGCAUGAACAUCAGUCAGUGUGACCUUCCUGAGAUCAGCGUGAGCCAUGUCAACCUUACUGUCCGAGAGGGUGACAAUGCUGUCAUCACUUGCAACGGCUCUGGAUCGCCCUUGCCUGAUGUGGACUGGAUAGUCACAGGGCUGCAGUCCAUCAACACCCACCAGACGAAUCUGAAUUGGACCAAUGUUCAUGCCAUCAACUUGACACUGGUGAAUGUGACGAGCGAGGACAAUGGCUUCACCCUGACAUGCAUUGCAGAGAAUGUGGUGGGCAUGAGCAAUGCCAGUGUUGCCCUCACCGUCUACUACCCCCCACGCGUGGUGAGCCUGGAGGAGCCCGAGCUGCGCCUGGAGCAUUGCAUCGAGUUCGUGGUGCGCGGGAACCCGCCGCCAACGCUGCACUGGCUGCACAACGGGCAGCCGCUGCGGGAGUCCAAGAUCAUCCACGUGGAGUACUACCAGGAGGGCGAGGUCUCCGAGGGCUGCCUGCUCUUCAACAAGCCCACCCACUACAACAACGGCAACUACACCCUUAUUGCUAAAAACCCCCUGGGCACGGCCAACCAGACCAUCAAUGGACACUUCCUCAAGGAGCCCUUUCCAGAGAGCACAGAUAUCUUUGACUUUGAGUCUGAAGUAAGCCCUACACCUCCUAUCACUGUGACCCACAAACCAGAGGAAGACACCUUUGGGGUGUCCAUCGCGGUUGGACUAGCUGCGUUUGCCUGCGUCCUUUUGGUGGUUCUCUUCAUCAUGAUCAACAAGUAUGGUCGGCGGUCCAAAUUUGGAAUGAAGGGUCCUGUGGCUGUCAUCAGUGGUGAAGAGGACUCCGCCAGCCCAUUGCACCACAUCAACCAUGGCAUCACCACACCCUCAUCGCUGGACGCCGGGCCCGACACGGUUGUCAUCGGCAUGACCCGCAUUCCAGUCAUUGAGAAUCCUCAGUACUUCCGUCAGGGACAUAACUGCCACAAGCCAGACACGUAUGUGCAGCACAUCAAGCGAAGGGACAUAGUGUUGAAGCGAGAACUGGGCGAGGGAGCCUUUGGGAAGGUCUUCCUGGCUGAGUGCUACAACCUCAGCCCAACCAAGGACAAGAUGCUGGUGGCAGUGAAGGCCCUGAAGGACCCCACCCUGGCUGCCCGAAAGGAUUUCCAGAGGGAGGCCGAGCUGCUCACCAACCUGCAACAUGAACACAUUGUCAAGUUCUAUGGGGUGUGCGGUGAUGGGGACCCCCUCAUCAUGGUCUUUGAGUACAUGAAGCAUGGAGACCUGAACAAGUUCCUCAGGGCCCAUGGGCCAGAUGCCAUGAUCCUCGUGGAUGGGCAGCCACGCCAAGCCAAGGGCGAGCUGGGGCUCUCUCAGAUGCUCCACAUUGCCAGUCAGAUCGCCUCAGGCAUGGUGUACUUGGCCUCCCAGCACUUCGUGCACAGGGACCUGGCCACCAGGAACUGCCUGGUUGGAGCCAACCUGCUGGUGAAGAUUGGAGACUUUGGCAUGUCCAGAGAUGUCUACAGCACUGAUUACUACAGGGAAGGGCCAUGCCAGAAGGGCCCCUUCAGCGUGUCGUGGCAGCGGCAGAGGCUCGCAGCACCGGCAGCUUCCACAGUGGGAGGACACACUAUGCUCCCCAUCCGCUGGAUGCCCCCUGAAAGCAUCAUGUACCGGAAGUUCACUACAGAGAGUGAUGUGUGGAGCUUCGGGGUGAUCCUUUGGGAGAUCUUCACCUAUGGAAAACAGCCAUGGUUUCAGCUCUCAAACACAGAGGUCAUUGAGUGCAUUACCCAAGGUCGUGUCUUGGAGAGGCCCCGAGUGUGCCCCAAAGAGGUGUAUGACAUCAUGCUGGGGUGCUGGCAGAGGGAACCACAGCAGCGGCUGAACAUCAAGGAGAUUUACAAAAUCCUCCAUGCUUUGGGGAAGGCCACCCCAAUCUACCUGGACAUUCUCGGCUAGUGGUGGCUGGUGGUCAAGAAUUCAUACUCUGUUGCCUCCUCUCUCCCUGCCUCACAUCUCCCUUUACCACCUCACAACUCCUUUCUUCCAUCCUUGACUGAAGCAAACAUCUUCAUAUAAACUCAAGUGCCUGCUACACAUACAACACUGAAAAAAAGAAAAAAAAAUAAGAAAGAGAGAAAAAGAAAGAGGAAAGAAAGAAGAAAGAAUGAAAAAAAUCUUGUAAGGCAGUUUGGCGUAUAUAUAUAUAUUUAUAUAUCUAAUUAUCUAUCUAUAUCUACAGAGAAAUAAAUACCUUCUCUAAUACUGAGAGAAGCUGCUGAUACAGAAAACUAUAAAGACUUCAAACAACUCAGAAAAUCUUAAAUAUUAUUGACGCAAAUGAAAAUUCCCUUGACUUAAGCUGUGGACAGGGCUUCUUCAGCUCUGGCUUUUUGGAGCAGGAGACCCGGACCACGUAGAAAGACAAUCUUCACUUUGGGAUGGGAGGAGCCAGGGUGGAAUCAAUUACUGCUGCACAUGCGUGUUACUCCUGUAACUCCGUACAGGCGCAUGCGCAGACUACAACUGUGCUCAGCAAGGAAAUGACACUGGAAGACCGGGGGCCCUCAAGUUGGCCCUGCCCUUUACCUCCAUGCCCUAACCCCCUUUCCUCCACUUUGGGACAGUUUUCUGAUUUGUCCAUUCUACAAAGUAUAGUCCUAAUGCUUUUGGGAAUCAAUGAUGGCGCCUACGGGUAAACACUGAACACACACCUCCCCCACAAAACCACUCAAGAGCAGACCGCAUCCAACUUGGAUGUAAAGCAUGCUCAAGUUCCUUCCUAGAUUUGAAAGGGAUGUGUCAUUCUAUCUUAUGAACUUAAAGAACUGGACUUUCUGGACUUAACCACAGAAGAAAAAAAUAUAUACAUAUAUACAUAACAGCUGAAAUCUGAACCCUGACAAGGCACUGCCACCCAUCUUUCUAUCACUGGAAAGACUCCUUGGCCCCACAUCCGGGUUUCAGGGCCCUUGGGCAGUUUUGCAGAUUAGGAAACAAGUUCCCUGUGUUGUCUGCUAACGUAGACACAGUAGGCUGCAGGGUUCCAAUAGCCAGAGACUUAGUUGCUUACAGGCCAUUUUUAGGUGUGUCCCCAGGGUCCUCUCUGUUUCUCCUCUUGCCUUCCUAGCUCCUAAAGCCCAACUCAUGGUCCCUUCACUAAAUCCUGGGUGAACCCCACCACCAGGGGAGGAAUCCAGGCUUAGUGAGAGCCUGGGGCAGUGCUGUGUUCCAGGGAGGCCAGGCAGUGGCAUGGGCAAGAGCCAGCAGGGAAGAAUCCACUUGGCCCUGCACUGGGUCCUUGGCAUGCUCCUCACGUUUCCAGCCCCUGGAAGGAUUGAUGCAUCUGCCUUUGAGCUGUUGUGAAAAGGCAAGGACUGAGAAAUCGCUUUUGUGGGCUGGGGGUGAGGGGAGGGGCUGAAGCUUCUCUGGGAGGUGUCCAAUGAGUGGCCGAUGCCACAAGCUUGGCAUCUUAAUGAGGACUGGGCUCUAACCAGGGAAGGAAAAUGAAGCAACUGGACUGGGGCCAGCUCCCUCUGCCCCAGCACCAGGGGAAUCACUGCCUUCCAGGCUGCUGCCAAGGACUGCAACAGAGCAGAUCUCUGGGCCUCUCUGACACAUGACAACAAAAUGCCAGUAGAAGUCAACAGCCUAGCUGCACAGAGCCCUCCUGCUGGGGAGGAGGGAAUGUACCCCUCUGGGGAAAUCUGGCCUCUUCGCCUCAUCCCAAGCACAGAGCUACCUAAUGGACUGACCUUUUCCUGACUGAAGCCUCCUGGGAGCCUCUGACUUGUCCUUUUCCUUGCCCACUGAAGGGACUAUAUGCAACCUGGACACCCUGGUCAGCUGAAGGCAGCUGAAGUGUGGGCAUCCUUGGUGGGGGUGGAGGACUGAAUGAUGUGUUUGCAGCUUUGCUUCUUUUUUUUUAGACCCACAAAUGUUUUUAUUCAAAUAGAAAAGAGCUGUGCUCAGAUUGUAGCCACAGUUGGGAUUCAGGGAUCAGUAAGGCUGCUCAGCUGGACUGGGAAAAGACUCGGUAAACUGGGAGUUCAGUAUAGGUCUUCCUGCUGUGCGGUGUGUGCCUAGCUCCUGAGGACUUUGGGGAAGAGUUCUUUGGAUUGACCACCUUAAGAGAAUCUUUUGUUAUCCUAUAGCAAUUACUUCUCUGUUCUACUAAUUGCUCCACGUGAGGCCCUUGGUCAGUGCUGGGGCUGUGAAUGAUGGAUGGAACGGCACAGCUUGGUUUUGAUUGGGGUAACCAAGGGAAAGAUGUCUAGGGAGGGAAUGACCUGGGGGUGGGGGACCUAGGGGAAAGUAUCUUCUGGUGAGAAGGGAUGUUCCAAGGCUCCUCUUGCUGCUCUUUUCCCUUAUCCUUCCCCAAACAGACACAGUGUGGCUUUGGUCGUCUGGGCUGUGUGUUUCUAGAGCCUCAUAGUCACUAAUUGGUUGAGAAGAAGGGGGAGAGGAAAUAGGUUGGCUGGCAGACAAUGAGGGGUGCCCUAGAGUUUUAACUCAGUGCACUGCAUCGUGGCCAAGUGAAAGAAGCCAAUUCCUUAGAGAACAAGGAGCAUGGAAGGAUACCAAACUUGUCAGCUUGCCCUUGUCUUAGUCCACAGGCCUCCACAUUGGCACUGGGGUUAUUUGUUUGCUGUGUCCCCCAUAAAUAUCUACCGGAUGGGAGAUUACAAGAGAGAGUAUUGGAGACGGGGACUUCGGAAGACUCACUACCCUGCUGUCCUCUCUGUGUAGAGUAUACUUUACAUGUUAACCUUGACAGGUUAAAAAAAAAAAAAAGGAAGAAAAAAAUUGAGAGUAAAGGAGGCAGAGCAUAGGGCUAUGGAAACUGGGCACUCUGGGGACCUAGGGGUGUGCAGAGUGCGUUCUUUUUUUUUUCCUCCUAUACUGAGGCAAAACAAAUAAGACUCAGUUUACUGUGUCUUCAAAUUCAGGGGUACCCUGGCUAAUUUGCAACCCCCUUCUAGCUCUGAAUUCUUCAAUUCUAACAGUGUCUAAUUGCUGGGUCACUUUUUCUCAGCAUUACUCUGGAAUCCUGGGCCUCCUGGGUCUCCUGGGCCUCUUGGGCCUUGCAUAGUGGGGUGGAGUUGCUGCUAAGGGUGCUCUUGGCUUGGGCUGGGUGGAUUUCUAGAAGAGAAGCCUCUCUUUUUUUUUGCACUCCUGUCACAACAAGUGAGAGUCUGAAGUUUUUCUGAGACUCUUCUAGACUGGGGGGAAACAUUUGGUUUCCUUCCCUAUCCUAGCCUUCUACCUAGUAGAAAAGCAGUAUUGAAGGUCUAUUUAUUUAUUUAUUUAUUUUGGAAGAGCCUAAUGUGGUUAAAGGAGUCUUGAAACGACAUCCCGUCGGCCAAUAUCGCCUCUCUUGUCUACUCCAUCCUCCUCUCCCAUACCCAAAUAUACACUUUAAAAGACCAUGCCAGAUCAACUCUCUCAACUUAGCUUGAAGCCAGCUUCUUUGUAACUCUUGGUGAAUGUUCCAGGGAGCCCAGGCUGAUCACCCUGCAGUGCCAUCCUUAACCUGGUGCCCCCUGGACUGAGUGAAAGUGACUUGCUGUUGGUGGUCCACUUUGGAACAGAGUGCCAUGGCCAAGGGUCCACUCAAGAACCGAAUGCUGCUCUCUAGAUCUUGGAACUGUGAGUGGACCUUGGGGGUCACUAAGUCUCCUCAAGUCAACAGACAAAGGACUUGGUGCUUCCUCUAUCAGCAAAUCAUGCACAUGUUAUCCCUGGAAAGAGGCUGCCCACUGGAGGUAAAGGGUCCCUAGUCCUUCUGUGUUCAGGUUGAACAUUAAUGUUCUUCCCUGGUGAUACCUACUUUGCGGAAUACACUAGUGCAAGUAUUUCUGGUGCUAAACACUACGGAAACCAACACCAACAGAAGAGUCGUCAGUCAGUUUCUGGGGCCGGGUGAGACUUCACUUAGAAGAGACAGUUAGUCAGUCAUGCCAAGAGUGUACAGAAUACAGAAUCAGGAAAGACCUGGCUUUGUUCUUAGUUUCCCAGGAGACUUUGGUUAAAUCAGCUGAUUUAUCAGAUUACCAAAUUUUCCAUCUGAGACCUUUAAGAAAUCGGAAUAUAUAUUUUUAGGGUUCAUUUUAAUUUUUUUAAAAAAUGUGGUUCCAUUUGCUUUUGCUUUUUCAAGCUUGUUUGUCAGGAAUGAGAGAGAGGAAAAGAAUUAAGAGAGAAAGUGAAGGUUAUGAAGGGAGAGGAAGAAAAGUUACCAGUAGCAAAAAAUUGAUUAUAGAAGGCAAAUAGAAAAGGUUUAAUGACUGGUAGGUUUGAGGGACGUUGGCUGGGAGAGCCAGGCAUACAAGCCAUGUCCCAAUGUUUGUACUCUACCAAGGAGGCCACCUUGCACCUAGUACACCUAUUUCCACUCCACACUGGCACACCCAAAGUUGACAGAAACUUUUCUAAGAUAUGAAGAUAGUCCUGCCUACCUUUCAUUUAACCACUAGCAAUCUGAACUCUUGAGUCAAAAAACAAGAGGUUUUUAUCUUUAAAUGCUAAUUGUAAAGGAUUAAGAUGUGGGAAAGAGGGUGGGAUUGAAGUCUCAGACUCUUUACCCAAGUCCUUUUUCAUUCAGGAAUGAACUACUGGCUUCCUUGCUCUCCUUUUCUGAACCAAACAACAAUAGUAUGGUCUUCACUCUGAGAUCUAGUCAGUACAAUGAAAAAUCUUGAAAUCUCGGAUCUUUCCAGUGCUUUUCUGAGAGUCUGGAGCAUAGAAAUGUCUAUAGAUGAUUAUUGAAUAGACCUAUAUGCCAGCAAUCCAGAAAGCUGCCUUGAGAUGCCUCUGAGAUGCCUAUUGUUUGCUUUGGUUAGAAACCAACUGCUAGAAUACUCAACGGUAUUUGUCUUAGAACAAAAAAACAACACCUUUAGUCUAGGCAUUGAGUGCUGUAGUCAUUGUGGUUUAGGUUCCUUGAGUUCUGCUGCCUCUUUGAGUCCAAAUAAAUUCUUUCAGCCAAUGCUUAAUAUGUUCUAAAGGGAAAUUCCAAACUUUUGCAUCAGUAUGAAAACAUCAAGAUAGGCUUCGAAAAUCUUUCAAUUGCUUGAAAACCCCUAGAGUAUCUCCUUAAGGGACAUAUAGGCAUAUACGCAUUGUGUGCUUGUAUCUAUGUAUUGGAUUAGAAUACUUUCAAAGAAGGCCUUCCUAGAGUCAGAAAACUGAUUCUAAUUUGGGGUUCUCUUUGCAUCUUACAUUUUUUAGGAAUGAAAAAUUCAAAGAUUGACUGAUCAGAGUCAUUCAAAAAGGUUCUGUUGGGAAGUCUGUCUUCUUGUAAAGUUUGAUCAUUUUCUUGUUAAGUUUGAUCAUUUGGUGCUCCCUGAAUUAAAUUAUGUUGACAAUAA
Messenger RNA from Ictidomys tridecemlineatus (thirteen-lined ground squirrel), 8007 nucleotides. Lineage: Eukaryota; Metazoa; Chordata; Mammalia; Rodentia; Sciuridae. The record is from RefSeq and is a predicted model, not a curated record.